GGAACCUAGAGACAGGUCUGCGCCUAUGGACAUUGACCCCCCGGUAUACAACACAGACAGGCUCGACGCAUUCGUAUACAAGCACAACGACGGCCCAGCCAGAAAACGCCUGCACACCGAGCUCGAACACCAACCUUUCCACCCACAGCCCACCCAGGGAUUCGCACAGUUCAACAGCUCACUCAAUUCUGCACCCCUCCUUCUCGCAGCCCUCAACACUCCCAAAAAAGCCCCGGCCUAUGACCCCUCCCAGUGGUAUUCCCAAGGCGCACGAACACCGGCCACCUCCUUGGUAACCCAGGAGGUGGAUAUGGACAGCCCAGCGAGACGGGGUCCGUCUUCAGAGGCAGCGGGUUCAGUUGACGAAACUGAAAGGGGCGGAGAGGCCGAGGACAAGGAGAAUGCAACAGAGGAGAAGAAGCCUAGAAAGUUUGCAAAGGGUGCUGUGACGAGGACGAAUCGGAAACGACAGCAGUCAAAGAAGGAGCAGGUGCGUUCAGACAACGAAGAUCGAGGGGCAGUGCGACAUAGCGAUUCGGCCACGCCGGCAUUCACAAAAUCCGAACACCACUACAGUGUGCAUAUGGCAGCCCCUUCUCUCAGGCACUCUGAAAUACCGGCCCUCCUGUUGGGCUACCUCCAGUUCUUUGUAAACACAUCCAUUGUUCUCUUCUGCAUCUACCUGGCAAUCCUGUUCGUCCUGACUGUAAGGAGGGAUGUCAAGGAUAAGAUGAACGAGUAUUCUGUCGAAAUACUGCAGGAGAUUGCCGAGUGUACCAACAUGUACUUGACAAAUAUGUGUAGCUCAAACAGAAUACCCCAUAUGGACGCUCCAUGUAGAGCCUGGGAAGCUUGCAUGAACCGGGAUCCUACCGUUGUUGGAAGAAUCAACAUCAUUGCCGAAACGUUUGCGGGUGUGAUCAACAGUUUUGUAGAACCGAUCAGCUGGAAAACUAUGAGCUUUACACUAGUCACUCUUACAUUCCUUGUAAUCCUCACCAACUCUGCGCUAUUCAACCUUCGAGCGAGGGCGUCUCAGCAUGACACGUCUGCGCCGGCUGCGCCUGCUUUCUGGCCUCCGCACGGGCAGUUCAUGCCGCAACUGCCGGCGAACAUGCCGCAGGCGCCCACGGUGCACGCGCCGGGAGAGGGAGGGGAGAGGGACGCGCGGCAGAUUGGCUGGCGUGGGGAGAAGGGGAAGGGGUGGUGA
Messenger RNA from Cryptococcus deneoformans JEC21, 1210 nucleotides. RefSeq lists its product as hypothetical. The transcript is spliced from 7 exons. Gene Ontology annotation, biological process: lipid homeostasis; nuclear envelope organization. Gene Ontology annotation, cellular component: nuclear membrane; nuclear envelope. Bases 26 to 1210 code for a protein of 394 amino acids. The record is from RefSeq and is a predicted model, not a curated record. NCBI's taxonomy places the organism in Eukaryota, Fungi, Basidiomycota, Tremellomycetes, Tremellales, Cryptococcaceae.